CUCCGCCAUUAUGGGUUAGAUAGAUCCUUGAGGUCGACGUUGACGUCAACGGCAAGCGAGAAGAUGUGCCCUGAAAUAUAAUCGUUUUAUUAGAAUACUCUGGCUACUGUGACGCGUUACUGUAUGCCCUGGGUGAUGGCCUCUGGUGGAUGGUUUAUCGUUGGGUCAACCAUUGCUCGUCUCCUUAUCGUGUACAAGGGUAUCACUAUUGGGAACGUCUGUGAUAUUAUAACCUGCCCGAUAACAGUGAAGUUGUUGAUCCGUUCGCUUUCGUCAAUCACUUCACCAUGAGUGCCCUUGAAGAAGAUCAACUCUUGGACUACGACGAAGGCGAUGAGGAGGUUGAGGAUACUUCAGCCAUGAACGGUAAGACCGUCGGUGGCGAGAUCGCCGCUGAUGGUCAGAAGAAGGGAAAUUACGUGGGAAUCCACGCAACAGGCUUUAGAGAUUUCCUCCUCAAGCCCGAGUUGUUGCGUGCCAUCGUUGACUGUGGUUUCGAGCAUCCUUCCGAAGUCCAGCAUGAGGCCAUACCCCAAGCCAUCUUGGGUACAGAUAUUCUUUGCCAGGCCAAGUCCGGUAUGGGUAAGACGGCGGUCUUCGUCUUGGCCAUUUUACAGCAACUGAACGUCGAUGAGAAGGACUCUGACGUGAAGGUGCUCAUCAUGUGCCAUACAAGGGAGUUGGCUUAUCAGAUCAAGAACGAGUUCGACCGGUUCUCCAAGUACUUUCCUAAUGUGAAGAACGGUGUUGUUUACGGCGGCGUACCGAUCUCUGAGGAUAAGGAGAUGCUAUCGAAGUCCCAUCCCCAAAUUCUAAUCGGCACGCCCGGUCGAGUCCUCGCCCUGGUCCGCGGUAAGCACCUCGACCUCAGCCACGUGGAGCACUUCGUACUCGAUGAGUGUGAUAAGUGCUUGGAUAAGUUGGACAUGAGGAAGGACAUUCAAUCCGUCUUCAUCGAGACUCCUGUUAAGAAGCAGGUUAUGAUGUUCAGUGCGACUAUGAGUAAGGAGAUGCGCGAGGUUUGCAAGCGUUUUAUGAACGAACCCCAUGAGAUCUUUGUCGAUGAUGAUACCAAGCUAACCCUUCACGGUCUUCAACAGUACUUCGUGCGCCUCGCUGAGAACGAGAAGAACAAGAAGUUGACGGACUUGUUGGAUGCCUUGGAGUUCAAUCAAGUUGUUAUUUUCGUGAAGUCCGUGCAAAGAGCGAUCGCAUUGGCUGACCUUCUCACUGAGUGCAACUUUCCAGCUAUAGCCAUACACUCCAGACUGAAGCAGUCCGAUCGCAUUGAUCGCUACAAGCAGUUCAAGGACUUCAAGAAGCGUAUCAUGGUCGCUACAGAUCUCUUUGGUCGUGGAAUUGAUAUUGAACGAGUGAACAUUGUUAUCAACUAUGACAUCCCUGAUAGUUCGGACCAGUACUUGCAUCGUGUUGGCCGAGCUGGUCGUUUCGGAACUAAGGGCCUCGCGAUCACUUUCGUGAGCUCUGAGGAGGAUACCGAUAUGCUCAACCAAGUGCAAGCGAGGUUUGAGGUCACUGUAGGAGAGCUACCGGCCCAGAUUGACGUUACGAGUUACAGUAAGAGGAAUUUCUUACUUGUAUUUUAG
Molecule: messenger RNA, 1607 nt
Organism: Perkinsus marinus ATCC 50983
Lineage: Eukaryota; Perkinsozoa; Perkinsida; Perkinsidae
Product: helicase, putative
Exons: 9
Coding region: 288-1607 (439 amino acids)
Molecular function (GO): RNA helicase activity; RNA binding; ATP binding
Source: RefSeq, a predicted model, not a curated record